This is a messenger RNA of Fraxinus pennsylvanica, 702 nucleotides long. NCBI's taxonomy places the organism in Eukaryota, Viridiplantae, Streptophyta, Magnoliopsida, Lamiales, Oleaceae. The record is from the annotation of a GenBank genome assembly.
AUGGAAGAAAUCCCGGAGUUGCCGAAAAAUGAUUCUAUUCAAAUUAGGGAGGUAUGGAAUGACAAUCUUGAACAAGAGCUUGCUCUAAUUCGUGAAAUAGUGGAUGACUAUCCUUAUAUCGCGAUGGAUACUGAGUUCCCGGGUGUGGUUCUUCGCCCCGUAAGGAAUUUUAAGCAUAUUAACGAGUAUAAUUAUCAGACUUUGAAGGAUAAUGUUGAUAUGUUGAAGUUGAUUCAGUUAGGUCUGACAUUUUCGGAUGAAAAUGGAAACUUACCCACUUGUGGAAGUGAUAGUUGCUGCAUUUGGCAAUUUAAUUUCCGUGAAUUCGAUGUGAACAAGGACAUAUUCGCUAAUGAUUCAAUUGAGCUUUUGAGGCAAUCAGGUAUCGAUUUUGAGAAGAAUAAUGAGAUGGGCAUUGAUUCAAACCAUUUCGCCGAGCUCUUGAUGUCUUCAGGAAUCGUUUUGAAUAAUGACGUGCAUUGGCAUUUGAUGAAAUUCUGCAACAACCUUCAUGGUGGUCUGAAUAAGUUGGCAGAGCUCCUGGAACUUGAGAGGAUUGGCAUAUGUCACCAGGCAGGUUCAGACAGUUUGCUUACUUCUUGCGCAUUCAAAAAAUUGAAAGAUAACUUCUUCGACGGUUCCACCGAAAAGUAUUCUGGCGUUUUGUAUGGACUUAGUGUUGAGAAUGGGUCUGAAAAAUAA